AAAAAACUGUGACGAACUGUCAUCAUCAGCAAACGGAGGAAAAUCCGAGUCGAAAGUUUUUCUUCAGCUGGACGGUGACGAAGUUUUCUGUUUCAGUUCCUAGAAUUUGUGCAAUUUUCGGUCUGUGACGAAUGCCGUCGAAUAGCCUCCCUCGACACUGACUGGAACGAACAAUUGCAAUCAUAUGACUACGGCGGGCGGUUUCAUCUGAGGAACGACGACCACGUUCUGGCUCUAGUGGGUUCUGGGCCCAUAAUCAUAUCCCACAGGCCGUUCGUUAUGCAAUAGUAGUUCCAGAUCGAGACACCGAAGGUUGCAGACCUCCGAUCUCCCGCACGUUAUCGUGAUUAUUAAUAAAAUUGAUUAAAUUGUUGGCAUCGGUUCCCGAUAGUGGUGCUUGGAAGAGUUGGAAAAAAAAGUCACGCAAUCUCAGCGCAAAAGUGUCGUCAAUGAUUGUCGUCGUCGUUGCUUUACCGCGGUCCGUGGCGAUAUCGUAGUUGUGAAGUGAACAACCAGAGAGACAAUUCGCGUUUGUGUAGUUCCUUCAGUUGCAGCCGGUUAGUCUUUAUCAGCCUGCCGCCAAGAUGAGUAUGAGUUCGUAUACCGAGAGUUCCUCCGAGGAGGACGAUCUGUCGCCACGGGACAAGGUUCAGCAGAACUCCAAGGGAUUCGCCGAUUUCUGCGUGCGGAACAUCAAGCAGCACUCGUUCGGUCGGCAUGAGAUCGAAAUCGCCGAACAGGAAAUGCCCGGAAUUAUGGCCCUGCGGAAGCAAGCCCUCGAGGACAAACCGCUGAAGGGGGCCAACAUUGUCGGCUGUACACACAUCAACGCCCAAACGGCCGUCCUGAUUGAGACGCUGAUCAACCUGGGUGCUAAUGUGAGAUGGGCUGCCUGCAAUAUCUACUCGACACAGAAUGAAGUGGCCGCUGCCCUGGCGGAAAGCGGCGUGCCGAUCUUUGCCUGGCGAGGUGAGAUCGAAGAGGAUUUCUGGUGGUGCAUCGAUAAAUGUGUCCACGCGGAAAACUGGCAGCCGAACAUGAUCCUUGACGAUGGCGGCGAUGCCACGCAUCUGAUGCUGAAAAAGUACCCCGUCAUGUUCAAGAUGAUCAAGGGAAUCGUGGACGAAAGCGUGACCGGAGUGCACCGCUUGUACCAGCUGUCCAAAACGGGCAAACUGACGGUACCGGCCAUGAACGUUAAGGAUGCCAUCACCAAGACCAAGUUCGAUAGUUUGUACAGUUGUAAAGAGUCGGUCAUUGAUAGUUUAAAACGUGCCACGGAUAUUAUGAUCGGUGGCAAGCAGGUCGUCCUGUGCGGCUACGGUGAGGUUGGCAAAGGUUGUGCUCAAGCCUUGAAGGCGCUCGGUUGUAUUGUGUACGUAACGGAGAUCGAUCCGAUUUGUGCCCUGCAGGCUUGCAUGGAUGGCUUCCGUGUGGUCAAGCUGAACGAGGUGAUAAGGACGGUUGACGUCGUGAUCACGUGCACCGGAAACAAGAACGUGGUGACCCGUGAGCACAUGGACAAGAUGAAGAACGGUUGCAUCGUGUGCAACAUGGGCCAUUCCAACACGGAGAUCGACGUCAACAGUCUGCGGACCUCGGAACUGCAGUGGGAGAAGAUGCGUUCCCAGGUGGAUCACAUCAUUUGGCCUGGCCCCGAUGGGAAGCGCAUCAUCCUGCUUGCCGAGGGACGGCUGGUGAAUCUGUCUUGCUCAAGCGUGUCGUCGUUCGUUGCGUCGAUCACGGCCGCUACUCAAGCGCUGGCACUAAUUGAACUGUUCAACGCACCGCCCGGACGGUACAAGGCGGACGUGUAUCUGCUGCCGAAAAAGAUGGACGAGUACGUUGCCAGUUUGCAUCUGCCCACGUUGGAUGCCCAUCUGACGGAAUUGACCGACGAUCAGGCGCGCUACAUGGGUCUGAACAAAGCCGGUCCCUUCAAACCAAACUACUACAGGUAUUAGUUGUUCGUAUUGCGUAACAAAAGUAAGCUGCAAUUGUAAAGCAUUUUCCGGGAAACAAAAAUGGAGGAAAAAGUAUUUAAUUUAAGAGUUCGAUCGGGAUUUUUCAUUUUGUUUGGAAACAAUUUAGCGCAUGUAGAAACAAAUAAUAUCGCAGACGACGGGAAAAAUGUACCGGACUUAAAAUUGGCCAAGCUACUUCUGGACAAGUAGUACCGUAGACAAUUUUUAGAAUCGUAGAUUUAAUAGAGACAAAAUGAUGAAAAUGAGUAAGGCAACGCGCAGCAAAAUUAAGAAAAAAAAAGUAAGAAACGAAACUCUUCCGCUUCCACUAUUAUGCAAAAAUAGGAAAACGAAACAAGCUGAAUUAUACACUGUUACAAAAUCGCAAAUUAACAAAAAAAAAAAAAACUAUAUUAGAAUCGGGAAAAGAGGUAACAAAAUCACGAGGGAAACGGACAGGUCCCAUUUAUCAACUUAAACGUUUUGUCGUUUUUCCUAUUUUUCGGUGCACACGUUAUCAACGAUGCUCUAAUUCGAUGUGUCAAUUAUAACGAUUAGUUACUGAUACGUUUUGUGUGCGAUUUAUAUGGCGGCAGCGAAAACAAACAAACAAACAUUACAGAGCGGAAGUUCUUUCCCACGCUUUAUCGCCAAUCCAAAUUACAUUGAAUUUGGUCGAUUCGAACAGGGUAAAUACACACUUGAUCGAUAAACAACCCAAUAAAAAAUCACAUAUACACGAAAUAUCGCACCAUUCACCGUUAGGACUGCAUUUUUUGUUUUCAGAACUCUAUCAAGGCAUUUACAUUAGCGAAACGCAAAACUGCUCCACCGGGAUUGAGGGGGGCUGCGUCCCCUUCGAUUGUUAUCCUUACAGUAUAAAUUGAAGAAUAGCGAUUUCUUUGGUCUAACUUUUGCGCGCACGCAUUCAAUCCACUACCUAGUACAUAUUUGCAGCAGUAGACGCGUAUUACUAUUAUUAUUAUGAUUAGUUACAAAAGCUAUUACUAUGCACCUUAUGAUUAUGAUUAUCAUUGAUAAAUUUCAGCCGAGCGGUAGCAAUUGCACAGUGAAGUUAAGAAUAUAACAACAAUUUUUAAGGCG
Molecule: messenger RNA, 3068 nt
Organism: Aedes aegypti (yellow fever mosquito)
Lineage: Eukaryota; Metazoa; Arthropoda; Insecta; Diptera; Culicidae
Product: putative adenosylhomocysteinase 3
Exons: 6
Coding region: 585-1964 (459 amino acids)
Biological process (GO): L-methionine cycle
Cellular component (GO): cytosol
Source: RefSeq, a predicted model, not a curated record